Messenger RNA from Pyrus x bretschneideri (Chinese white pear), 675 nucleotides. RefSeq names its product protein NODULATION SIGNALING PATHWAY 2-like. The coding region runs from base 1 to 675 and encodes 224 amino acids. Gene Ontology annotation, cellular component: nucleus. Gene Ontology annotation, molecular function: DNA-binding transcription factor activity; sequence-specific DNA binding. Gene Ontology annotation, biological process: regulation of DNA-templated transcription. Lineage: Eukaryota; Viridiplantae; Streptophyta; Magnoliopsida; Rosales; Rosaceae. The record is from RefSeq and is a predicted model, not a curated record. The transcript has a single exon.
AUGGGAGUUUUUAACCCAUUUGCAUGUGUGGUAAAAUCUCUAUCAGACGUAGAGCACAUUAAUCAGAACCAUAUAAUUGGCCUUGAAUCUGCCCCUUACGUAAACGAAGGAACCGAGCAAAAUGCUCAUGUUUUGACACGAAGCAAUCAAAUUCAAGUGGAAUUGUUGGAAGAGAGCAGCUUAACUGAACUCUUAUUCACAGGUGCUGAAGCUGUUGAGGCCAAAGACCGGCCCCUUGCUUUGUACAUAAUUUCGAAGCUUAAAACAGUUGUAUUAAUGGAUACCAAGGAAAAUGAAGACAACCUUUUCAACAGGUUGGCAUUGUUCUUCAUUCAAGGCCUUCACAACAAGAGCCUUAAUGUUGCUGCUGAAAUUUCCCACAAACUGGUAGUUCCUGGACCGUUGCCAAACAUAAUGUCCGCAUUUCAGAUGCUCCAGGAGCUCUCUCCUUACCUCAAAUUUGCACAUUUCAUGGCCAACCAGGCAAUUCUCAAGGCCAUGCGAGGUGUUAACGAAAUUCAUGUCAUUGACCUUGACAUCAUGGAGGGGAGCCAAUGGCCUUCGUUGAUGGUUGACCUUGCAAUGAAAGGUGGCCCCGCAGCUUCCCUCAGAGUAACAGCCUUCACAGUGGACGACCAGCAAACUGUUCACCAAGCCGGAAUAAGGCUAAAAUAG